Solea senegalensis (Senegalese sole) is the source of this 1232-nucleotide messenger RNA. RefSeq names its product methyltransferase 5, N6-adenosine (gene mettl5). Gene Ontology annotation, molecular function: nucleic acid binding; rRNA (adenine-N6-)-methyltransferase activity. Lineage: Eukaryota; Metazoa; Chordata; Actinopteri; Pleuronectiformes; Soleidae. Gene Ontology annotation, biological process: rRNA methylation. Bases 580 to 1206 code for a protein of 208 amino acids. The record is from RefSeq and is a predicted model, not a curated record. The transcript is spliced from 7 exons.
CUCGCUGUUAUUUUGUUUUUCUUGUUUCUAGGCAACUGAUUACCGUGAGCGGGACCGUCCCACUAUCAUCAUCAUCAUCAUCAUCAAGGCAAUGACUAAGAUAUAUACAGUAAUGUGCAAUAGUCUUAGGGCACCACCAGAUUUGAUAUUUUUAUGUCUGUAACAUUCUGUUUUCACUGACAUUAUAACUGGAAUUAUGUGACUGAAAGUUGCUCUCGUAUACUAGCCAGCUGUUAACGUAAUGCUCAUGUCUUGAACCUGGUGUUCCAACAGCAAUAGGUGCACAAACAUGUACGUGUGUGAUUUACUUAUUUUUGUGACCUCUUUGGGACAUUUUCAGUAGUAACCAUUGUAUCCCCAUUGAAUGGAAAUCAAUACAAUGUCCAUGUAUGCGUAGGAACUGUAAUCACACGGGCGAAGUCGGAUUAUUUUGAGGAUGCACGCGUUCCGGAAGUUGUCUUUGAACAUGCUCCAAAACGCACUUGCCAAGACUUCAGAUGAAGAAUAUCGUUUGAAAUUAUUUAUUUCGGGCUUUUUUGAAAGGAACCACGUAGGUCGUGGACGUCAUAGUCACGAGACAUGAAACUUAAAGAGUUGGAGAGUUGCCUACAGCAAGUAGACGUAUUUGAAGAACCAAAAAUCCUUCUUGAGCAAUACCCAACCAGUCCGCAUAUUGCAGCAUGCAUGCUUUACACAAUCCACAGUACCUUCGAUGACAUUGAAGGGAGACUAGUGGCAGAUCUGGGAUGUGGCUGUGGCGUCCUCAGCAUCGGGGCUGCGAUGCUUGAUGCAGGACUCUGCAUUGGCUUCGACAUCGAUGAUGAUGCAUUGGACAUAUUCAGAAGGAAUGUAGAGGAAUUUGAGAUUUCUAACGUGGACAUGGUUCAGUGUGAUCUGUGUUCUCUUGAGCCAGAUGCUUAUGGUGAAAAAUUUGAUACCGUAAUCAUGAAUCCACCAUUUGGGACAAAACAUAAUCAAGGAAUGGAUAUGAAGUUCCUAAAAGCUGCACUAACAAUGGCAAAGACAGCAGUGUACUCCCUUCAUAAAACAUCAACACGAGAGCACAUACAGAAGAAAGCAAACGACUGGGGAGUGAAGAUGGAGGUAAUAGCAGAACUCAGAUAUGACUUGCCAGCAUCAUACAAGUUCCACAAAAAGAAAUCAGUUGACAUCCAGGUGGAUUUCCUAAGAUUCUCCAAAGCCUGAAGCUUUCACCGGAAUGGAUUUAAGUU